Messenger RNA from Cylicocyclus nassatus, 1544 nucleotides. The record is from the annotation of a GenBank genome assembly. NCBI's taxonomy places the organism in Eukaryota, Metazoa, Nematoda, Chromadorea, Rhabditida, Strongylidae.
GAUCAAUAUCAUCUUAUUGAGUUCUAAAUAGCAAGUCCCAUUUUCAUUUGUUAGGUUCUAUUGUCGUAGUCGGUUCCGUAUGGUGAUGGCAUUAUGAAGCCACGGUCACGUCCUUUCCAUAGGCGUAAUCGCCGAAUGCAUAACUGUAGCAAAUUGAAUACUAGUACUAACUCAUCAAGCAACGGCUCUCCUCAUGGACGAAUAAGAAGACCCAUGCGCACCUCUAUUACUCCCAUGCGUAAGGGGAAAGUGAACGCGAUUGUCAGCACCAUCCGUUCUGAAGAAAGAAUACGUGAGCUGGAAUCUUGCCUCUUGCAAGAAGGUGUUGAUAAGGAAUCAGCAAUGCAAAGGGUGCAGGAAAUGUUCAACGAGUUGACCAAAAAGCAAGGAACUAGCACCGCUGAACAGGAGAAAACCGAACGUCGUCUUAUGAGCAAGAAUGAAGAACUGCAGGCGACACUUGCUGAAUUGACUGAGGUCCGCUCUACCUUGUCCACUCUGGAGCAUAAGUAUGCGCAUUUGCAAAGAAAACAUGAGCGUAUAGCGAAAGAAAACGCAGAGAUGAAAAAAGAACUGGAGGAGAUUCGGAGAGAGCUCUUGGAGCGAAGAAGGCGAUCACUCGCGAAGAAACCUUUGGAUCUCAACCAGUCCCUCAAUGCGAGCACUGACGAAGGUGUAGAUGAAAAUGCGGGGCAGUUAAUUCUGCGUCAAAUGACUGAUAAAAUCAACCAGCUCAAAGAGGAGAAUCAAAGAUUGUUGACAACUUUGGAGACAGAGCGCGCUGAACAUAUAGCUCAACAAAGAGAUUUUCAUACUGCUGUGAUAGUUGCUGAACGAGGCAGAGAGGAAGCACAGGCUGAAAUGACAAGGUGGAUUGAAGCAUCAAAAGAAAACUCAUCGGCUGACAGCAGUGUCUGGGCGGAUUUGAUGCGUAGAUUUGACAAAAAUUUGAAAAGAAAUGCACUUUUGGCAUGGACACAGGCUCAGCUUACUGCGUAUCCUUCAUUAUCAGUGUCAAACUUCAGUUCAGACUGGUCAGACGGUCGAGCGUUCUGCGCUCUCAUUCACAAUAUUCAUCCAGACUUGAUAGACCGUGCACAAUUGCAUCAAAACGGUUGCAGAGAACUUGCUGUCGAGAAAGCAAUGCAAAUGGGUGUCAACAUCGAUCCACAAAUAUUUUCAGUAUCUACCCCUGACUGGCACCUUGUGAUGGCUACUGUUUUUGAGCUGUAUAAAAAGUACGAGUUUUCUGAAGAUAGUUGUCUUUAGUUGCACUCGCCUAUCCUUUUUUUUAAAUUAUGUGAUUUCUUUGAUUGUUUGCUCACUGACAGUGCGACUUCACUACCUUUGAUUUUUCUCGAGAUGUUUGUACCAAAUCGCUCUGCGUCUUUCUUUUAGUACAGAUCCAUUCUGCCAUUAAUAUUCUUCAUAAACACGCUUUAAAAGUUGAAUACUCGAUAAUCUAAGUCUAUCCUAUCAUGAAAGAUGGUUGCUAGCUUGUUCCUAUCGCAUCGCAUUUUUUUGCGAUUCUUGUGAAAUGAUCG